AUGGGCGUGAUCGGUGCGUCUUCCAGCGCCGACAGUCUGGCAAUAGCACCGUUGUUCACGCUCAAAUUAAUUCCCUUGAUCAGUUACGCAGCCUCGAGUUCCGCCCUUUCGUUGAGAGCCAAAUAUCCAGCUUUCCUUCGCACAAUCGGUUCCAACAAAGAUUUGGUGGAUGUGAUUAUUCGGGUCUUGCAGCACUUCAAGUGGACGUGGGUCGCUCUCUUAUACAGCGAUGAGGCAUUUGGAAAAGAUGGUCUUGAAGUGUGCAUUCACGAAGUGGUACCCACGGAGAUAUGCCUGGCGUACAUCGCUGCAAUCGAUGAUAACACGAAUUUCCUCAAUGUAUUCCAACAAAUAGAUCUUCAGAACAUAUCUGUGAUUGUUGUUUAUUCUGUUCAACCGAAAGCGUUGGCCCUGAUUGAGGCGGCAGUAGUACAUAAUGUCACCAACAAAGUGUGGAUAGCGACAGACACUUGGUUCUUUAGCAAAAGUCUUACCAACCGAAGUGAAAUUGAAAGGAUCGGAACUAUAGUGGGAGUCUCUGAGAAAACCGCUAAUCUAUCUGGUUUUGAAGACUUUAUAAAUUCAAAAAAUCAUAGUAAGCCCCAUAAUGUAACAGGAGAUUUUGUUUGCGAACAAGAUUGCAACUGUGACGAUAUUACGGGCAAAGACAUACUUGCGGAGGAAGCCUCUUAUAAUUUCCAAGUUUACACAGCUACAUAUGCCAUUGCACAGGCACUUCACAACGUGCUGGAAUGUGACAGGGGCAAGUGCAAGGUCAAUGGUACAGUGUACCCCUACAUGGUAAGUAAACCUGUAGAUGAAUCAUUUGCAUACUUUUCUUUCUUCUUAUCUUUCUAUCUCUUUGCUUCGGUUCUCAAACCGAGAUCAAGAUGUGGUCAAAGCUGCUGUAGGCCUGUAGGUUUCGAGAUUUGUAAAAUGAAUACAGAAGACAGCAAGACUUUGAAACUAAACAAGGAAAACCACUUUAUCUUCGCUCCCUCUUUAAUAGGGGUUGUAUUCACGUACCCUUUGAUUAUUUAACAUACACGAUGAACUCCCUAAAACUGUCAGGGAAGAGAUACCCUGAUUGGUCAGAAAUUAGCUGGGAGCGGUCUAACAUCUAGAUUGUCUCUCAAGCAGGGCAGUCAACUCGAAACAUAUAUUCUCACCCCUCAAUGCUGAAGCAAGGCUAUCGGAACAUGUUAUAGACAAAUAAUAGAUCUUACAUUUUACCUGCAGCAACAUUAAUAGUCCACUUAGAAAGUUUUAAUCUCAAGUUGAACCUUCUUUCGACUAACCUCACGCAAUAACAUUGUCUCUGUAUAGGCCUAUCUAUUUUUAUGUAUGAAUGCAUCGAGCGAUAUUCUUUUUUAAGAAAUCUAAGUAGCGAACAUGUAAUGCAUGAUUAGUAUGGCACUGACUUUCAGUUAUUGCAUAACUGCAUCUUUAAUUAUUUUUUUAACAUCAUUUUCAGGUUCUAAAUGAAGUGAAGAAGACCAACUUGACGCUUCUUAAUAUGACUAUUCAGUUUAACGAGUUUGGUGGAUUGAAAUUCCCCAGUGUGAACAUAUUUGUCUUGGCUAAGGGCGUUAUCACGCAAGUGGGCUCUUAUGAAACCAAUCCCUCA
Messenger RNA from Gadus macrocephalus (Pacific cod), 1627 nucleotides. Its product is annotated as taste receptor type 1 member 1-like. Gene Ontology annotation, molecular function: G protein-coupled receptor activity. Gene Ontology annotation, biological process: G protein-coupled receptor signaling pathway. The transcript has 2 exons. NCBI's taxonomy places the organism in Eukaryota, Metazoa, Chordata, Actinopteri, Gadiformes, Gadidae. The record is from RefSeq and is a predicted model, not a curated record. Bases 1 to 1041 code for a protein of 346 amino acids. Gene Ontology annotation, cellular component: membrane.